CCGGUCUCCUCCAUCAAAGCUCCGCCAGAACAAGACGCCGUUGAAAGGAGGACCAGCGACCCCGAUGUCUGCUCGGCCCGUCACCUGCGAAGAUGCAGACGAGCGACGCGGCGGAGCUGCACGUCAGCCUGAAGGUGAACGUUAAGGGGAACUGCAAACACCUCCUCCUGACGGGACCCGAGGCCCGGAGCUGGGAGCUGAUGGAGGCCACGGUGAAGCGCUCCUCUGGUCUGAACAACCUGCAGGUGACAUAUUUUGAUGAGGACAACGAGGAGGUUUCCAUCAGCUGUCAAGGGGAGUACGAAGAGGCGCUGAAGAGCGCCUCCAGGCAGGGCAGCCGGCUGCACAUGAACGUCUGUGAGACUCGGGGUCAUUCCACGCGGGCCCUCACCGGCAAAACCAGCGGAGCGGAGCCCAAAAGGGGGUUCAGGCCCCCGCAGCACUUCCCUACCUUAGCGCAGGUGGUGAGCCGUAAGGUCCAGGCCGCCGUACCGGACCAGACCAUGGUCAUAAUGAAAGAAAUUAAAGGAACAAAAGAAGAAAAUCCGCCGGCAUGGUUCACUUCAUACAUGGAAAAGUUUAAGGAUCAAGUUGUUCGUGAAGCAGUGGAGAAGAUCUGCCGGGAGUUUUCAGGGCAAUGCUGCAUUCACAAGCCCCUGGGAGGAGGAGGAGCAGAAGCGGGGAGAGAAGGGGGGGGUAGAGGGGAAACCCUAAGAGGGCCGGAGACCCAGCAGGUUCCUGAGGUUUCCUCCUUCACUCUGCCCGGGGCUUCAGUUUCUUCCACCCCUCCCUGUUCGUCCUGCAGGGGGCAGACCAGUGGGGGAGGCUUCCAGUGCAGCGUGUGCACGUCCUGCACGCUGUGUGAGCCGUGCAGCUUCGCUCACGAUCCCAGUCACAACCUGGUGCGAGCGAGGACGCCGCUGUCCAUUCCAGAGCGAGGGUCCCCCGCGCCGGACCACAGCAGGUUCUACAGACGAGGAGAUCGGAGUUUCCGGAAGGCGGAGAAGCAGCGGUUGAAGGCCGAGAAGCGCUUGCUGAAGGCAGAGGUCAAGGAGAUCCGGAAACAGCUGAGGAUGGAGAGGCGUGGCAUCCAGUGGAACUCCUCCCAGAGAGAUGGAAGCUCCUCCCCUGUUCUCCUGCAGCCUCAGGCCACUCAGCACAACAGCCCAGAGCGCCCCAAAUGCCCUUGUCCCGUGGUGGUUCCCGCCAUGACCGCGGCUUUUCUGGACGAGAACCUUCCGGAUGGAACUCGACUGCGUCCUGCGACCAAGUUUAUCAAGUACUGGAAGAUGAGGAACACAGGAAGUGUGGGCUGGAACAGUGACACGAAGUUGAAGUUCAUGUGGGGAAACCUUGCAGUGGGAUCUGGUGACCGAUGGAGAGAAGUGCCUGUUCCCCACCUGCAGCCCGGACAGGUGGGCAUCAUCAGCGUGGCUCUGUGCGCCCCCGCCGUCGGGGGCUCUUAUACCUCACACUGGCGCCUGGCUCAUGCUGGGGAGCAGUUUGGACCCAGAGUUUGGUGCAGCAUUGUGGUGGACCCUCUGGCCCCGGCUCCCGUGUUGGCGGAUGGGUUACUCGUUUCCCCGUGUGUCACGCCGCAGGGGAGGAAUCCUGCAGUGAAGGAGACCAAAGCCUCUGUAGCGUCUGUGGACCAGGAUGUGGCGUCCCCAGACCAAGAGGACUUCCACAUUCCCUCUGUGGAUCUGCUGACAGCCCAGGAUCUUCUGUCUUUUGAGCUGCUGGACAUCAACAUUGUUCAAGAACUGGAGUCUGUCCCAAACAACACUCCUGUUGAUGUGACUCCCUGCAUGUCACCUCUUCCCCAAGACGGACACCUGCUGGACAAAAACAGUCCCUGUUUGGACCUGAUCCAGGAGGAGACGGAGGGCAGCGGCGCCAUCACAGAGGUUUCCAGCCAACCAGCCUCUGGAGCAGAAGUGGGAGGAGUUCCAGCUCAGGAAGAGAGCCAGGAAAAUGGCGGUGGAAUGGAGUCUGUUUGUGAGACUGUGAACCAGUCGGGGUCCCAUGAGAGGGUCUCUGACCACAACCUGCUGCGAGUGGCUUACCAGGUCACAGUGAAAGAAGCAUCUCAGGACAAAAAAGGGAGGGAAAACAAGGAAAGAGCCAGAAGCCGCUCGUCUUCAACCUCCUCAGAGGAUUACAUCAUCAUCCUCCCUGACUGCUUUGACACCACUCGGCCGCUCGGGGAGUCCAUGUACAGCUCAGCUGUGUCUCAGACCGUUGACGUCCUUCUGAAGUCCACAUCCGGGUCUGACAUUCUUUCUUUGGACUGCGGCAUCAAGGACAAGGACCUGCUCAAAACCUGUAAAGACCUCUCGUCUCCUCCAGGAAAGGAGCUGCCAGGAGCCAAAGCUCUCAAAGACAUGCUGUGCACGUCUCAAAUACUGGACCACAAGCCGCUGACGCCUGAAGUCAUGAUGCCGUCUAGAGCCCAGGUCACACAAAGUUUGCAGAGCAGCACUGAAGCAGAUGCAGAUGAAGCCAGUGGAGGACAGGGACUGCAGAGCUCAGAGGUGUCUCCAUCACAGGAUGCCAGCAGCCCUGAACACAGGAAGACGGAUGAGGCUGAAGCUGCUGGGAGCACUGAGGACAACAGUCCAGGUGAAACCAGGUUUCCAGGCCUCUGCAUGGUAAAAGGAGCUCUGAGCCCGGACAAAAUUCCUCCAGCGAGGACACUGAUGAGCUGAGGUUUGGGGAGCGGGCGCUGAACCAGCAGCUUCUGAAGGGGUCAGUGACCUGCUCAGCUGGCAGCACUGACAAACCAACUCAACAGACAUGUGUCUUUCAAAGACGUUUCCCUUGUUAUGAACUGUCCGUGUUUGAAUCCAGUCCAGUUCUUCUCUCACUGAGGACGAUCCCUCUCUUUAAUGAAUAAAAAAGCUCUGCUUUCUGGUAAAGUCACGGUUUGCCUCUGUCUUGAUACUUUACGCCUUAGAGUUACUCCAAUGAUGAAUGGAAGUUCUGUCACUCAGUCUGCAUUAGUGGAGGUUCUCACUGUUCUACAUGCUUUCUGUUCCAUGAGCACAAGGGUGCUCAUUGACACAACUAUGACACAACUCUCAUAUAAAGCCAGCAUCACUUGGCUUUAUAUUAGGGGGGCUGUUCCUCUCAGGAACUCCAAAGGGGAAGGAAAGUGUCUUCAAAUCCACUAGGAAAAAAACACUUUCCUGGCUCCAAGAUGAGUUGCUUCAAGUGGCCCCAUGCCUUCUACCCAGCUCUUAUUUUUGGGCAACACUACAGGAAAAUAUAGUCCAACCUCUUUAGAUGGUUGUUUUUGGAUACCAAGAUUUUAAUCCAGAUAAGUCCAACUAUAUGUACCUUGUGUACAAGCUAAGGCUCCUUCCCUACCAGAAAGCUGACGAUCCGUGUCCCUAAAGCACGAAAGGCCAAGACCAUGACCUUUGACCACUCCCUGAAUCCUGUGGCACACUGAGUGAAGAUCCUUCUACCUCAGCAACAAGCCCCUCCCCCUUACUUGGCCUUUGCUUUAGCUCUGGUGAGAUGUUAGAUCUUCUACCUAUAGUGUUCUUUAAAUCACACUGUAUCAUGCUCGUCUAGGACAGCAAAGUUGUCCCAUACAACCUAGCUCCUGGGGUCCUUUGGGCACACAAACUGCUCUACCUUGAUGACUUUGAAUUCUGGGCAAAAAGGUCCGACAUUGGUUCCGUCCUUUCCAUUGUUGGACCAGCUCUUUACCCUCACCAGGAAUCUGGAGGGGAUGAUGGAAUUUUGUUCAUGUGGUCUACACGUGGACUUGAAGAAGGCUUUUGGGUGUGUUCCAUACUGGAUCCUAAUGGCUCUUGGAGUGUGAGAUAAACGACCCAGGCAGACUCGCUUCUGGUGUGAGUUGGACUCCACCAGAGUUGACCUACGUCAUGGAAACUGUUUUCCUACUUUUAUGGGUCUGCUGUUUACACGACUGACAUGGUCAUGUUUCUUAGAAUGCCUAAUCUCAUCUAAAUAUAUGACGUGUGGAAUGGCAAGCAAUCUAACACUUUGGUUAGUACCAGACAGCUAUACACUGAAUGAACGGAGGCUUAAGAAAGUAAAAAGACCCUGGUUUCAUUCUUAGUUUGAGAAACAUUUCUUAGUGAGUAGAAUUGCUUUCUUUAAUUAAUCAUCCUGGUAGGACCAUUAGUCUCACCCCAUUGGUAGAUUUUACAUCUGUCAAUGGGGCUAGAAUCUUUGACUCCUUUCUAAGGGGCCUGUUUUUGAAGUGUCGUGUUUUGGCUUUGAAACGGUUUGUAGAACAUGGUUUUACAUGUUUGCGGUUAAUCUAGUAGAACAGAGCUGUAAAAAAGCAAAGCUUUACGUACAACUUGGAUUGUGACCCUUGUGAUAUCAGCCAUGAAUUGAAGGCGUGCUGAUUGAGUCUUGCUCUUUGACAUUUGGAUUCAAUACAUUUUCUUUUUUGAAUGUAUGCUUGUGCAAUGUAAAAAGGGUGUGGUUCCACCAAAACAGCUUAAAGCAACAGGGCUGCUGGGAAAGGCAAACCUGCACCGUUUGGUACUUGUGAUGUCCACGUCGAGUUUCCAAGGCUUUAUAGAUCAAAAAUGGGCGUGGCUACCUGUAAGUGUUCAAAAGCACUCUGUGCUUUACUAAGUUAGCCUAUUUUCUAACAGUUCACUUACGAUUUACUUAGUCAGCCUCUUUCAUUACUGAAAUUAAAGGAGUUCAAAAGUGUUGCAUGGCCGCUGGGUAUGUCUGAAUUCAAGUAUCCAUGGUUAUCUUAACAUGUUUUUGCAAUUAUGUUUGUUAUAAGAAAACGUGAUUAAAAAUGUCUCCGUGAAAUCCCCGACAACGCAAAAGGUUUAUCGCUUUGAAGGAUCAGUAUGCAAACUCACACUAAAGAAAGUUGUACACUUUGUAUUUGUAGGCUUGUGUGGUGCUUAAUCCUGCUUCUUCACUGUUUUUGUAUUUUCUCUGGUAAGAACUAUUGUUAGAUACAUUUCUGUACACGUCAUUACUAUGAAAGAGCAGAAUGAACGAAAACGUGAAUAAAGUGGUGUUUGUGUUA
Molecule: messenger RNA, 5038 nt
Organism: Oryzias latipes (Japanese medaka)
Lineage: Eukaryota; Metazoa; Chordata; Actinopteri; Beloniformes; Adrianichthyidae
Gene: nbr1b
Product: NBR1 autophagy cargo receptor b
Biological process (GO): macroautophagy
Cellular component (GO): phagophore assembly site
Molecular function (GO): ubiquitin binding
Source: RefSeq, a predicted model, not a curated record